CGGGCUCCCCUCUUGCAUUAGACCGAGCUCACGGCGGAAAAGCGAGAGCUGUACAGCGGCAAAGAGGACUUUUCUGUCAGGAGUUUUCAAGGCAUUAUAAGACAAGAAGGAAACCAUCUAAAGGGAUUACUUCAGCGAAGACCGGAUUAAAGAAAAACUCGAACUAAACCAAAUAUACCUGGAAUCAUGACUCUGAACAAAGGGGACAAACUUCGCAACAUGGACAAGAGACGAGGAAGUACGCCGUUCCCCGUCCACCUGCAGACCCUGCACAGGAGAAGCAUGCCCGUUGACGAUCGUGAGCUCCGUUCAACGGCGCCGACCGGAGAACUGUCCAAUCUCACGCGCUGCACAUCCUACACCCCCGGCGACCAGCACAGAGACGGCUGUGUGUCUGAUUCGUCAGACUCCGUCAUCUCUUCCGGCAGCGACGCCGAGGGGCAGGUUUACAAGGUGGUUAUCCUGGGCGAUCACGGUGUUGGCAAGUCCAGUCUGGCGCGGAUAUUCGGCGGCAUAGAAGACUGUCACGAUUGCGACGAACCCGGAAACACGUACGACAGGUCCAUUGCUGUCGAUGAUGAAGAAGCCUCCAUCCUCCUGUACGACAUAUGGGAACAGGACAACAGCCAAUGGCUGAGGGAUCAGAGUAUGCGCAUGGGUGACGCCUACAUCAUCGUCUACUCGGUGACGGACAAGGCCAGUUUCGAGAAGGCCUCGGAGCUGCGCAUCCAGCUGCGAAGGGCCAGGCAGUCAGAGAAUAUUCCCAUAAUCCUCGUGGGCAACAAAAGCGACUUGGUGCGGUCCAGAGAGGUCUCCAUGGACGAGGGCAGCGCCUGCGCCGUGGUGUUCGACUGCAAGUUCAUCGAGACGUCGGCCUCCCUCCACCACAACGUGCGGGAGCUGUUCGAGGGCAUCGUGCGGCAGAUCCGCCUGCGCCGGGACAGCAAGGAGGAGAACGCGCGGCGUCUGGCCAACAGCAAGCGCCGCGAGAGCAUCGGCAAGAAGGCCAAGCGCUUCCUGGGUCGCAUGGUGGCCCGGAAGAACAAGAAGAUGGCCUUCAGGCAGAAGUCUAAGUCCUGUCACGACCUCUCGGUACUCUGAAGCCUCCAUUUUUUCACACACCUAGACCAGACGCUGUGUGUCACUGGCUUGAGUUUUUCCCCACACCAAAUCCCGUGGACUCGUAGAUUUGUUAAAAAAAAAAUAAAAAAAAUGCAUUUGCAACUUUUUAAAACUCUGAACUGAGGGGAUUAGACAUGAAAAAUAUUUUUAAAACUGAAAGUACAGACUGAUGGUGACAAAUCUGCAUGUAGCUUUUGAAGUUUUUAAUCAUUUAAAAAAAAACAAAAAA
Molecule: messenger RNA, 1351 nt
Organism: Anguilla anguilla (European eel)
Lineage: Eukaryota; Metazoa; Chordata; Actinopteri; Anguilliformes; Anguillidae
Product: GTP-binding protein RAD-like
Exons: 5
Coding region: 187-1101 (304 amino acids)
Biological process (GO): negative regulation of high voltage-gated calcium channel activity
Cellular component (GO): plasma membrane
Molecular function (GO): GTPase activity; calcium channel regulator activity; GTP binding
Source: RefSeq, a predicted model, not a curated record